Penicillium salamii is the source of this 999-nucleotide messenger RNA. NCBI's taxonomy places the organism in Eukaryota, Fungi, Ascomycota, Eurotiomycetes, Eurotiales, Aspergillaceae. The record is from the annotation of a GenBank genome assembly.
AUGGAGUCUGUCCACCAUGUAUCGGCAUCAUCGAAAAUGCUGUUCAGCAAGGUGCGCAAAAUCGUACCACCAAUGCUCGAAAAGUUCCACAAAGGUUCGUUGAUCCCCAUGUUGUUUGUCAUCAAGGGCUACUCUCCCAAUCUCAUGGUGCAUCCAUUGCUGCCAAGCAGCGCGACCGUUCAAGAUUUCAAUUCAACUGAUGCGCCAUCACUAGCAAAGCCCAUAAUCGGCAUGCUAUCUCGUCUCCAUGCCCUUGUCAUUGGACCAGGGCUUGGUCGCGACAGUGUCACGCUCCAAGUGGUUACAGAAGUGAUCAGAGAGGCGCGGUCGCAGUCCCUCCCGUUCGUGCUGGACGCAGAUGGACUCCUGAUUGUGACGGAAGACCCGGAUUUGGUCAAAGGAUAUAAAAACUGUAUCCUCACGCCUAACGUGGUCGAGUUCGGCCGGCUAGCAAAAGCCCUGGGUGUCAAAGUAUCUAGUCCUGCUGAAAUCGCAAAAGACGGGGGCAAGAAUACCGCCGACAGGGAAUCAGCAGCCUGCGAGGAACUUUCUCAGGCCCUGGGUGGCGUGACUAUAGUCCAAAAGGGUCCUCACGAUGUGAUCUCCAAUGGGGUUACCAGUAUAAUUUCUGACGUCAAGGGAGGCUUGAAACGCAGUGGGGGCCAGGGAGACACCUUGACGGGCUCGCUGGGAACCUUCCUUGCGUGGCGAGCGGCCUAUCACGACAAGUUAUGGGAUUCGGAUGAGAAGGACAAUGGGAAGGAGGCAGAGAGCCAGGAGGAGGUACAGGCAGAGCUCACUUCCGAAAAUAGGCGUAUGUCUCCAGCGACAAGUCUACUGCUGGCUGCUUGGGCAGGAAGUGGAAUCACCCGAGAGUGCUCCAGGCGGGCCUUUGAAGCUAAGGGACGGAGCAUGCAAGCGAGCGAUUUGACCGAUGAGGUACAUGGUGCCUUUUUGCGACUUAUUGGAGAACCAGACGAACCUAAGACACUUCUCUAA